AUGGCAAUCUUUUUUAGCAACAACACUCUGUCAGCUGACAAGGAUCAAAUUUUGGAACUUGCGGGGUUACCAGCCACUCAGAGAUACGACACUUAUUUGGGGCUUCCUGCCCUAGUGGAUAAAUCGAGAACAUCAGCCUUUAGAAGCAUCAUUGACAGGGUUUGUAAGCGAUUAAAAGAUUGGAAAUUUAAAUUCUUGUCUCAAGCUGGGAAAGAGAUCAUUUUGAAGGCGGUCAUACAAGCUACUCCAACUUAUUGCAUGAGUGUGUUCUGUCUUCCGAAGUUGUUAUGUUCGGAGAUAAACUCACUAAUGCAAAAGUUUUGGUGGGAUCAAAAGGAGAAUGACAAACGGAUCGCUUGGAUGAGUUGGAGCUGUAUGGGGCAUUCAAAAAAGCGUGGGGGUAUGGGCUUUAGAGAUUUCACUUGCUUCAAUACGGCCCUUUUGGCAAAGCAGUGUUGGAGGAUAUGGAAGGUGCUGGAAAGCCCUCUUGCAAAAAUUAUGAAAGCCAAGUAUUUUCCCGGACUGUUCUAUUUUGGAAGCCCAAGUAGGAAAAAAACUGUCUUUUGCUUGGAAAAGCAUACAAUGCUCGUGCGAUUUGCUUCGAGAAGGGUUGAUAUGGAGAGUGGGGUGCGGUGA
Corylus avellana is the source of this 636-nucleotide messenger RNA. Lineage: Eukaryota; Viridiplantae; Streptophyta; Magnoliopsida; Fagales; Betulaceae. The record is from RefSeq and is a predicted model, not a curated record.